Messenger RNA from Ectocarpus siliculosus, 759 nucleotides. The record is from the annotation of a GenBank genome assembly. NCBI's taxonomy places the organism in Eukaryota, Phaeophyceae, Ectocarpales, Ectocarpaceae.
GAAACACCGUAUCGCCGAAGAGUCGACGAUGUCCGACUCCAACCAUCGGUACGAGAAACGUGGAAGACUGUGGUCGGCAGGGAAGAUACACAAGGACAACAUGAGACUUCGACUUCAAAAAAGAGUCACAGCUAUCGCUGGAAUUCGGCUUCAUCACGUCGCCCCGAGCGACACUUGCUGUGGCCAGCAGGGGAUUCAACGGCGUGGCGUGAGGGGCGCAUGAAAGAGACGAAGACGACAGCAGAUGUGGUCUACAUUGCCGCCUUGUUACAGAAGACCAAGACCAAUACCACGUUCGCUGUCAAGAUCGACGUGUACUCUCUAGCCCGUCAUGUUGUGACCAAGUCGAAAUUUCCCUGCACCCCCACCCACCCGCCCCUGACUAGGUUGAUUCACUCGGAAGUCUCUAGUCGAGGAGAGGGCGUAGUCAAGACCGGAAGCGACCUUUAGUCUCAUUAUUCAAGACCUGCGUCCCCACUACUACAGCGCUUGGCACACAAUCGGGGUCGGCUAAAGGAAACGGGAGACAUAGAGAUUGACGUGGGUGCUGCGAUGGACAGCUCGCUCCGCCUACAAGUCCAACCAUGAAAGCUAACGCUUCUGCAUCGUAGAGUGUCAAGCGUUGCGUGCGUUUGGCCUGUGAUCUUGUGAUUUGCCAAGCCGAAUGAAUGUCACCACACACGCAGGGGGCAGAGUAGAUCGGGGAUGCAGAUAACAGGGUGUCUCUCCCGCCUUUCUGUGAGAUGGCGGGACUGUCCG